AUUAAACUAUUCAUUUAUAAUUACUUUAGUUAUCAUUCAUUUUUGACAGCAGUUUUAUUGAUGUACAAGGGGAAAAGUAAAUAAAAUGCGAAAAUAGGAAGGAUAUAAGAUUUACAAAUUUACAGAAACAGUAAAAAUAUAAAUCUAUAACAUUUUAAAAUAUUACAAAUACAAAUUUACAAAUAUAAGUUUAUGAAUAAUCUAAUUCUAAAUUCAAUUUGCAUCGGUAGUAUCGAGUUCAGUAUCGAUCAGCACAUCACUACCGGAAACGACCGAUUUGUGGGCGGAAGUGGCUAAGGGACCGCUUCAUAUCGAAAGAAAGCAUAUGUGACGUCAUUUGCAUCCAGAAUGUUAAGUGUAUAAACAAUGUGCAGUAUCAUGUAUCCGGCUAUAAUGUAUUUCCUUGUGUGGAAUUCCACGAAUGCCCUUUAAACGUUUCACGCGACGUCACCGGAAACGAUUGAUUUGUGGGCGGAAGUCACUUAUCUGGACCUGUGAAUAUAAGCAAUGAAAAUACAGAGUUUAGCCGUUAGUUAGGGAAAUGUAUUUCCUGGAUGACUGUGAUGCCUGCAAAUGGGAAAGGGUGUGGAUAAAAGACCACGGCGUGUUAAAGGGGCGGGGAGCCGACGACGACUUCCUGCGUGUCGACUGAGUACUGACUCGCCAUCAAAACCAGCUAGCUGACGGUCGCCGAGUGUUAAUAGUGUUUGACAAUCGGUGGUGGAUAUUGGAUGGAAAUAAUUGUGUCCUCCUCCCGCGUGGAUAUUGCUGAGGCUAGACAGGCAAGGUCUUUGGUCUUAGGUCCAGGAAUCAAAUGGAAUGUAAGUUAGUCUUUCUUCUUCCGGGUGGCCGCUACGUUGCUGAUCAAAGCUGAUAUCAUGGCUGCGGUCCGAGUGGCUGCUUUUGGCUGGCAGUGACACACCGAACCCAGCAUGAAAGCCACGGCGUCCAGAAUCCCCUUCUGUGCGGGUUUCGUGGUGGGAUCCUUCAUGCUCUACGUUUAUUUACGGCCAGUCAUCUUGGUCAACACUUUCUCCUCGCAACGAGCCAGCAGCUUCGAACAGCAUCAUGAUCACCAACAGCAGCAGCUGGAAGAAGACAAGGUGUGGAAGAAGGAGAGGUCUGCCCUCUUCAACCUCAAACACCCUCAUCAUUCAGAUGAGGACAGCAGAAUGGCAGACGAGUUGUACAAAAAAGUGCGUAUUCUUUGCUGGGUGAUGACUGGACCCAACAACCUGGAGACGAGGGCUCGCUACGUGAGGGACACGUGGGGCCGCCACUGCAACAUCGUGGUCUUCAUGAGCUCUGUGGGUGAUCCCGACUUCCCAGCAGUGGGUCUGAAUACCAAAGAGGGCCGUGACCAGCUUUACUGGAAAACCAUCCGGGCCUUUCAUUACGUCUACGAGCACCACGGCCACGAAGCCGACUGGUUCCUCAAGGCGGACGACGACACCUACGUCAUAGUGGACAACAUGCGCUGGGUGCUGGCGAACCACAGCGCGGACGAGCCCAUUUAUUUUGGCCGACGAUUCAAGCCCUACGUCAAGCAAGGCUACAUGAGCGGCGGCGCAGGCUACGUGCUGAGCAAGGAGGCCCUGCGGCGAUUUGUGCAAGGCUUUAAAAACAAAGUGUGCACUCACACCAGCUCCGUGGAGGACCUGGCCAUGGGACAGUGCAUGGAGAAGGUGGGCGUGAUGGCGGGAGACUCCAGGGACACUUUGCAGCGGGAGACCUUUCACCCUUUUGUCCCAGAGCAGCACCUGACCGCCAAGUUUCCCAAAAGCUUCUGGUACUGGAGCUACUGCUACUACCCCAUCUCACAGGGUCCAAACUGCUGCUCGGACUUGACCGUGUCCUUCCACUACGUGCACGACAGCAACAUGUACUUGCUGGAGUACUACGCCUAUCACCUGCGUGCCUUUGGCUACAGAUACCGAUAUCAACCCCCCGCCCCUCUCGGCUACUCCUACCGCCAGCUGCACUCCAGGGAUGCUGCGGAUGCUGCUGAGGAAAGCCAGAAGGUUUCUCAGGAAAAGGACGCAGGAGAAGACUGAACACACUUGGGAUCGGCUUGGAUGGGAGGCACAGCUUGGAAGAUGUCCUGUUGCAUUUAGAGGUGAAAACAACAUGAAAGGAGCUGAGGAAUGGAGUGUGAGGAAUGUCCCCAAGGCCAGAUGAAGCAAGGUGGGGCAAGGACAACAUGAGCAGGCCAUACGGACCCACCAGUGACUCUUCCUUUUGGUUUCCAAGCGGUCCUGAACUCUUCUUCAUGUCAGCCUUCCCGCGAGGGAAAGGUGUCCAGCACGCCGUUGAUGUUUGCACUCUAUUUAUCAUUAAUGGUUUUUGCUAGAACUGAUCAGAGUGCAGCUAGACAACUAAAGCCUAUUUUAUCCUAGUCCGGAGCGCCAUCCUUCUUUCAUCCUAUGAACUGUACUAGCCGUCCUCAACACACAAGAGAAAGCAGGGGUGAAUAUAAACUUAUUUUUUUAGAUGGGGGGCACUUUGAUACAAUUUUUGCAUGAACCCCCCAUGGGCUCGUUUGUCCUUUCCCGUUUACCUUGUUCUUUUACUCCAUAUGGCAUGAUUUUUCCUAAGAUGUUUAUUGUUUUCAUGAAAAAUAAACUUCACAUGUGAAAAUGAAGCAUAA
Doryrhamphus excisus (bluestripe pipefish) is the source of this 2647-nucleotide messenger RNA. RefSeq names its product core 1 synthase, glycoprotein-N-acetylgalactosamine 3-beta-galactosyltransferase 1, like b (gene c1galt1lb). Gene Ontology annotation, cellular component: membrane. NCBI's taxonomy places the organism in Eukaryota, Metazoa, Chordata, Actinopteri, Syngnathiformes, Syngnathidae. The record is from RefSeq and is a predicted model, not a curated record. Gene Ontology annotation, molecular function: N-acetylgalactosaminide beta-1,3-galactosyltransferase activity.